AUGUCCCAACAAGGGCCGGCUUUCGACGUCAACGCCAUGACCCUCACAAGAUGGGUCUUGGCGCAGCAAAGGACGGCGCCCGCGGCAACGGGCGAUUUGACGUAUCUAUUGAACUCCAUACAAACGGCCGUCAAGGCCAUUCAGUCGGCCGUUAGGAAAGCGGGUAUCGCUAAACUGCAUGGAAUAUCGGGCGACACGAAUGUCCAAGGCGAGCAAGUGAAGAAGCUGGACGUGCUAUCCAACGACCUGUUCAUAAAUGUACUGAAGUCCUCCUUCACCACUUGCCUCUUGGUGUCAGAAGAAAAUGAUUCUGUCAUUCAGGUAGAGACUGAAAAGCGUGGAAAGUACGUAGUGUGUUUCGAUCCCUUGGACGGUUCCUCCAAUAUUGACUGUCUUGUCUCAGUUGGUUCCAUCUUCUCCAUUUACAAAAAAACUUCGGAUGGCGAACCGACGGAAGCAGACGCACUCCGACCUGGAAGGGAGCUGGUCGCAGCUGGCUACGCCCUAUACGGCUCCGCCACCAUGAUGGUGCUGGCCCUCGGGAGAGGGAAGGGCGUGAACGGCUUCAUGUACGACCCCUCCAUAGGGGAGUUCAUCCUGACGGACCCCAACAUGCGUGUCCCCGAGAAGGGGAGUAUCUACUCUAUUAACGAAGGUUAUGCGGCGGAAUGGGACAGCGGACUGAAAAGCUACAUCGAGGCAAAAAAACUACCAAAGACGGGCAAACCGUACGGAGCUCGGUAUGUGGGGUCGAUGGUGGCUGACGUGCACAGAACUAUAAAAUAUGGCGGCAUUUUCAUGUACCCGGCUAUGAAAUCGGCGCCUAAUGGAAAACUCCGUCUCCUGUACGAAUGCAAUCCGAUGUCAUUCAUAGUGACGGAAGCCGGGGGCCUCGCCACGAACGGCGAGAUUCCAAUCCUGGACAUUCAGCCGACGUCGAUACACGGACGAGCGCCUUGCUAUUUGGGUUCGAAGAAAGACGUCGAAGAACUCCUGCAAUACCUCGCCGCG
This is a messenger RNA of Iphiclides podalirius (scarce swallowtail), 1011 nucleotides long. Lineage: Eukaryota; Metazoa; Arthropoda; Insecta; Lepidoptera; Papilionidae. The record is from the annotation of a GenBank genome assembly.